Messenger RNA from Cydia strobilella, 3747 nucleotides. Its product is annotated as two pore channel protein 1-like. Gene Ontology annotation, molecular function: monoatomic ion channel activity; voltage-gated channel activity. Lineage: Eukaryota; Metazoa; Arthropoda; Insecta; Lepidoptera; Tortricidae. The transcript is spliced from 18 exons. Gene Ontology annotation, cellular component: endosome membrane; lysosomal membrane. Bases 60 to 2501 code for a protein of 813 amino acids. Gene Ontology annotation, biological process: monoatomic ion transport; transmembrane transport. The record is from RefSeq and is a predicted model, not a curated record.
AGCAACCCUAUUUAAAACGUCAAAUUAUUUGAAAUUAAAAAAAUUAUUAGUGAUGAAAAAUGGCUUCCUUGAGGAGCCCGUCUUCGCCGUCCGACGGCUAUAAAAGGUUCAGUGACGAUUUCGCAAACACCAGCAUCAACAAUUACGGCUCGAACGUCACAAACACGCGGACCGACGAUGGCGGCGGCGACGGCACGCUGGACAUGGGCAGCCGCUCCUCCCUCCACACAGGACUGCAUAUGUCCGAGGACGAGCAUUGGGAGAUGAAUUAUCAUGAGGCCGCCAUCUAUUUGGAGGAAGGCCUUAACAACGAGAAAUUCGACUCCCACCCGUCCAGUCCUGAGGAGCUACCUGCUUACCUUCGAGUCCACAACCCUUGGUACCAUGGGCUCGAUCUGCUGGCUUCCCUGGUGUUAAUCCUGCUCGCUUUUACUGAAGACCCUGCGGUACCAGCUUUUGAGUUGCCAGUAUGGGCCCACGGCACGAUAGAACUAUUGGCGCUGGUGGUGAUUGGCGUGGAACUUCACCUGAAGCUGAAAUGGAUCGGAUGGAGCACCAUCCUCAAACACAAGAGGACCAUGAUCAAGGGCGUAACCCUACUAAUAAUGGUCUUGGAGGCAGUAGUAGUGUUGUGCAGACAAUCAUCUCACUUCCGAGUGACCAGAGCCCUGCGGCCCAUCUUUCUGGUUGACACAAGACAUUGUGGCGGCGUCAGGCGGUUUAUAAGACAGAUCCUGCAGAGUUUGCCGCCUAUUUUAGACAUGUUAGGGCUCCUAAUGUUCUUCGUGGCCACGUAUUCUCUGCUGGGCUACUACCUGUUCUCAGAACACCUCGACAAUGGUCACUUUUCUACCAUCAGUGACUCGUUCGUCAGCAUGUUUGUGUUGCUCACCACCGCCAACUUUCCGGACGUGAUGAUGCCGUCGUACGCCAAAUCCAAGUGGUACGCGGUGUUCUUCAUCCUGUAUAUCAUCACUGUGCUCUACGUGCUUAUGAAUUUAAUGUUAGCCGUAGUAUACGAGACCUUCACCCGCAUAGAGCGCGAGAAAUGUCGCGCUUUGCUACUCCACCGUCGUCGCGCCGCGCGACACGCGUUCAGAUUGCUCGUGUCGCGUCGCGCCCCGGACGCGGUGAGGCUGCGACACUUCGCCGGGCUAAUGCGACACUAUGCGCCGCACUACAGCGGGCUGGACGUGUACCUAAUGUUUAAGCAACUAAACCAGUCCGGGACCGGCGGUCUUUCCCGUUCAGAGUUUGCAAAUCUAUAUGAGGUGUUCGCGCUCCGCUGGGCGCCGCAGACGGCGCGCGCGCCGUGGUACGCGGAGUGUUGGCUGGAGCCGUGCGCGCGCGCCGCCAGCCAGCUCGUCCAUAAGCCUUACUUCGAGUAUAUCAUCUACGCACUAAUAGUAGGUAACGGCAUGGCGAUGGUGCUGCGGGCAUUAGAGGCCGGCGCGGGCGCAGACCCUAGCUUGCCGGGCUUGCAGCACAGCGCGAGGUUACUUUGUGCCUCCUGGGACACCUGGCUUUUCCUUUCGCUGUUCUUAAUAGAAGCAGCCCUCCGUAUGAUGGCUUCCGGCGUGACGGCGUACCUAGAGAGCGGAUGGAACGUGUUCGAUCUCAGCGUGACCCUACUAGCACUAAUGGGGGCUGUCAUGCUCACUAUAGCGCCUAAACUGUAUAUCGUUGUCAUCUUCAGACCUUUAAGACUAAUGCGUCUCUACAAGCUAAAGAAGCGCUACCGCGACGUGUUCGGCACACUGGUGCUACUGACACCACUCAUGUCGUCAGCUGGCUGCGUGAUGCUCGUCAUGUAUUAUUUCUUCGCUAUCGUCGGCAUGGAGCUUUUCGCGGGAUUAGACCUUAGGAACUGCUGCGUAAACACAACAGUAGAAGACUUCUACAAAUACUCGGAGAACAGUUCAACAGCGCUCGGAUACUACUAUCUCAACAACUUCGAGAAUCUCAUCACGAGUGGCGUGUCUCUGUUCGAGCUUACAGUUGUCAAUAAUUGGUUCAUACUUAUGAAUGCGUACGCGACCGUCGCGGGGCAGUUUAGUAGGAUUUAUUUUAUGGUGUUCUACCUGUUCACGAUGGUGGUGCUGACCAUCGUGGUGGCCAGCGUGCUAGAGGCCUUCCGGUUCCGUAUACAGUACAAGCGCUCUACUACUAAGAGGGACGAGGAAAAGCUACUCCACGAAGAAGUCCACACGAGCUGGGAGGAAGCGACAAGACUCGGUGCCGGCGGGGAGUUGGCCGACGAGCUGCGGCCUUUCCUGCCUGCCGGGACGGAGGUGACAUUCAUCGGGUCGCGACCUCGCACGAAAGAGGUGCUGCAACGGCGCAUGUACCACCAAGAUAUUCAGAAGUGGCUCGCCGACGAGGAUGAUAACGAAGUUCCACCCUCAACAACUCUAACCUCAAACGACCCCCUGGCCCCGCCCCUCAUCCAGCAACCGGAAGCGGAAACCAACCACCAGCUCCGACCAGGCUACCAGUUGUAGAACCUACUCAUCGACGUCCUGUACUAUAGGCUAGAGGCGCUGCGGGGUUUGAUGCGCGCCUUAUGAUCCGGCGUGGCGCGCUGGCUGAAUGCUACGUUCCGGUGCCAUUUGUAAAAAAAACGAGGUUUGUCUAUGAUUCUAAGGGUAACGGAAACGGAAAUCUGUUAGAUUGGAAUAAAGCAUGUGCCAGACGGCAGACAACCACAGUUUCUGCAACAUGACCUUGGUAGAAGCGAGUGGUUUACAACAAGCGGCUAGACGAUUUUAAGCCACUGCUUCUGCCAUUGGUUGGCAUAGCACGCCUGUCUACCAAGGGCGUUUAAAGGUCAUUGUUUUUCUACCAAGGUCAUGUUGCAGAAACUGUGGUUGUCUGCCGUCUGGCACAUGCUUAACAGUUAUAGCCGGUCAAAAUUCAAAUUUUCUAUGGGACGAUUACCCUUCGCGCAUAUUUUUUUUAAUUUUGCCGCUUUUGUCUACUGACAGAAAUGGCUUGAGAGACUAUAUUAAAAUUCUGUGAAAUUUAUCUUACAGGUUUCCAUUACAAUAUGUAAACAAUGAAAAUGUAUUUUGUGGUUUGUGGUGGCUCAUAAAAUUUGUCUCGUUUGACGAUUGUGUUAGGUUUGAAAAUACAGAAUUUAAGAUUACUUACAUAAAGUAAAGCCCGACCAGUAAUAAUAUGGUCAUUGUCAAGAGAGCGCUGUUAUUCUCAUUGCAUAAGGUGACAGUUCACUAUAGCAUGAAAAAAAUAGUUCCAGUGAAAUUCCGCAACAUGGCGCGUGAUCAUAUAUUUCUGGUCAGGCUUUACAUCUAUUCUGUAAAAAUGAAGUCUAACGCUCCGGUGUUAUUUAUUUACAGAGUGACUAUUCCACAAAAUUGUCUGUCCAAAAGCAUGUUUCUUUUUUAAUCUAUUGACUUUGUCGUCCAUAUUUAAGAGCCCAUCAACGUGCUCGCUAGCGCCACUGCUAAAUAAUUAUGAUUAUUUAAAUUUAACGAUAGAUAUUUAAAAAAGGGGGCCGCUACGUACUGUAUUUUGUAUUUAAGUACCUUUUGAAUACAUCAAACUAGUUUUUAUGUUGCUGGAUUCGUCGAUCUAUGAACUCAAAACAAAUCGGCGGUUUUAACUUUGGACGCAUAGAUUGACGAAUCCAGCAACGUAAAAACUAUUAUAAUGUAUUCAAAGGGUACUUAAAUACAAAAUACAGUACGUAGCGGCCCCCUUUUUUAAAUAUCUAUCGUUAAAUUUAAA